Sorex fumeus (smoky shrew) is the source of this 2455-nucleotide messenger RNA. It is a transcript of the gene TBR1, whose product is annotated as T-box brain transcription factor 1. Gene Ontology annotation, biological process: regulation of neuron projection development; commitment of neuronal cell to specific neuron type in forebrain; regulation of transcription by RNA polymerase II. Gene Ontology annotation, cellular component: nucleus. Bases 164 to 2212 code for a protein of 682 amino acids. NCBI's taxonomy places the organism in Eukaryota, Metazoa, Chordata, Mammalia, Eulipotyphla, Soricidae. The record is from RefSeq and is a predicted model, not a curated record. The transcript is spliced from 6 exons. Gene Ontology annotation, molecular function: RNA polymerase II cis-regulatory region sequence-specific DNA binding; DNA-binding transcription factor activity, RNA polymerase II-specific.
AAUCUCUUCUCCCAGGGAAAAAAAAAAGUAAAUCAAACCUUUGAGAAGCAUUUGCUGGUUGAAGUGCUUUCUGUCUAGUGAGGGGGUCUGUGGAUUUCUAGUUUAUGAUAAAUAGGACUUUAAAAACCAGGGACAGGAGGGCGAGUGUUCAGGUUCUAGAGCUAUGCAGCUGGAGCACUGCCUUUCUCCUUCUAUCAUGCUCUCCAAGAAAUUUCUCAAUGUGAGCAGCAGCUACCCACAUUCAGGCGGAUCUGAGCUUGUCUUGCACGAUCAUCCCAUUAUCUCGACCACUGACAACCUGGAGAGAAGUUCACCUUUGAAAAAAAUUACCAGGGGGAUGACGAAUCAGUCAGAUACAGACAAUUUUCCUGACUCCAAGGACUCACCAGGGGACGUCCAGAGAAGUAAACUCUCUCCUGUCUUGGACGGGGUCUCUGAGCUUCGUCACAGUUUCGAUGGCUCUGCUGCAGAUCGCUACCUCCUCUCUCAGUCCAGCCAGCCACAGUCUGCGGCCACUGCUCCCAGUGCCAUGUUCCCGUACCCCGGCCAGCACGGACCGGCGCACCCCGCCUUCUCCAUCGGCAGCCCCAGCCGCUACAUGGCUCACCACCCGGUCAUCACCAACGGAGCCUACAACAGCCUGCUGUCCAACUCCUCACCGCAGGGCUACCCCGCGGCCGGCUACCCUUACCCACAGCAGUACGGCCACUCCUACCAAGGAGCCCCGUUCUACCAGUUCUCCUCCACACAACCCGGGCUAGUGCCCGGCAAAGCGCAGGUGUACCUGUGCAACAGGCCCCUUUGGCUGAAAUUUCACCGGCACCAAACGGAGAUGAUCAUCACCAAACAGGGAAGGCGCAUGUUUCCUUUUUUAAGUUUUAACAUUUCUGGUCUCGAUCCCACGGCUCAUUACAAUAUUUUUGUGGAUGUGAUUUUGGCGGAUCCCAAUCACUGGAGGUUUCAAGGAGGCAAAUGGGUUCCUUGCGGCAAAGCGGACACCAAUGUGCAAGGAAACCGGGUAUAUAUGCAUCCGGAUUCCCCCAACACUGGGGCUCAUUGGAUGCGUCAAGAAAUCUCUUUUGGAAAAUUAAAACUUACAAACAACAAAGGAGCUUCAAACAACAAUGGGCAGAUGGUGGUUUUACAGUCCUUGCACAAGUACCAGCCCCGCCUGCAUGUGGUGGAAGUGAACGAGGACGGCACGGAAGACACCAGCCAGCCCGGCCGCGUGCAGACGUUCACUUUUCCCGAGACUCAGUUCAUCGCCGUCACGGCUUACCAGAACACGGAUAUUACACAACUGAAAAUAGAUCACAACCCCUUUGCAAAAGGAUUUCGGGAUAAUUAUGAUACGAUCUACACCGGCUGCGACAUGGACCGUUUGACCCCUUCGCCUAACGACUCCCCGCGCUCGCAGAUCGUGCCCGGGGCCCGCUACGCUAUGGCCGGCUCUUUUCUGCAGGACCAGUUCGUCAGCAAUUACGCCAAGGCCCGCUUCCACCCGGGCGCGGGCGCGGGCCCCGGGCCGGGCACGGACCGCAGCGUGCCGCACACCAACGGGCUGCUGUCUCCGCAGCAGGCCGAGGACCCGGGCGCGCCGUCGCCGCAGCGCUGGUUUGUGACGCCGGCCAACAACCGGCUGGACUUCGCCGCCUCGGCCUACGACACGGCCACAGACUUCGCGGGCAACGCGGCCACGCUGCUGUCGUACGCGGCGGCGGGCGUGAAGGCGCUGCCGCUGCAGGCCGCCGGCUGCACGGGCCGUCCUCUGGGCUACUACGCCGACCCGUCGGGCUGGGGCGCGCGCAGCCCCCCGCAGUACUGCGGCGCCAAGUCGGGCUCGGUGCUGCCCUGCUGGCCCAACAGCGCCGCGGCCGCCGCGCGCAUGGCCGGGGCCAACCCCUACCUGGGCGAGGAGGCCGAAGGCCUGGCCGCCGAGCGCUCGCCCUUGCCGCCCGGCGCCGCCGAGGACGCCAAGCCCAAGGACCUGUCCGACUCCAGCUGGAUCGAGACGCCCUCGUCCAUCAAGUCCAUCGACUCGAGCGACUCGGGAAUUUACGAGCAGGCCAAGAGGAGGCGGAUCUCGCCCGCCGACACGCCUGUGUCCGAGAGCUCGUCCCCGCUCAAGAGCGAGGUGCUGGCCCAGCGGGACUGCGAGAAGAACUGCGCCAAGGACAUAGGCGGCUACUACGGCUUCUACUCGCACAGCUAGGCCGGCCCGGGCCUCCCCGGCCCCGCGCCCCACCGCGCCCGGGACCCCCAGCCAGCCCCAGCUCCUCCUCCCCACACCCCGCCUUGCGCAACCCCCCUACAUUUGAUCUGACCCUCGAUUACCGUCUGCAGCGACCAAGGACAAGGUCUCCAAGUGUGAUCUUAACUUUUUUUUUUUUUUUUUUUUUGCACAGCAGUUUCUGCAGUUAGCGCACCGACCUCCAACCUUUUUGGUUUUCCUACU